Molecule: messenger RNA, 7145 nt
Organism: Megalops cyprinoides (Indo-Pacific tarpon)
Lineage: Eukaryota; Metazoa; Chordata; Actinopteri; Elopiformes; Megalopidae
Gene: phldb1b
Product: pleckstrin homology-like domain, family B, member 1b
Exons: 28
Coding region: 270-5093 (1607 amino acids)
Biological process (GO): regulation of microtubule cytoskeleton organization
Cellular component (GO): basal cortex
Molecular function (GO): protein binding
Source: RefSeq, a predicted model, not a curated record
UCUCAGUACAUCUCUGUCUGUCUUUGGUGACUGUGUGAGAGUGUGUAGAAGAGAGAUUUACGCACCUUGGAGGGACCUCAAAACACACAACACUGCUGCUUCAGUCUCAUUGGAUUUCUGCCAGCUUCUGACUUUUUACUUUCAUGAAGAAUGAAAGACUCGUCUUGUCUCUGAAAAGCAAAGUGGAUUUUUAACUUUUUAACUGGUUGCUAUAAGACCCUGCACAGGAUCUUCAUGCUUCUGAGGGUGUAGUUGACAACGCGGUUGACAUGGACCGUCUCAACAGAAAUGUGCCUGAGUGCAGUCGACAGACGCAUCAAGUCUUACAGAGCACCCCGCUGGAUCUGAUAGAGACAGGGAAAGGCCUGAAGGUCCAAGCAGAACGCCCCCACCUGGUCAGUCUGGGAAGCGGUCGUCUCAGCACAGCCAUCACACUCCUGCCCCUGCCAGAAGGCAGGACAACACUGGGCCAUGGCGCGAUGGACAUUAACAUCCAGGGCCCGGGGGUGGCGGCCCUGCACUGCUACAUUGAGAACCGCGGCGGCGUCAUCACCCUGCACCCCUGUGGCAACCAGUGUGCUGUCGAUGGCCUCCCUGCCACCAAGCCUGUGCGUCUGUCUCAGGGCUGCAUGCUCUGUUUUGGCCAGUCGGCAUUUUUCCGCUUCAACCACCCUGAGGAGGCCCUGAGGAUGAAGAACAUGUUGCCAGGAGGAAGCGCGGGUUCGAGUGCCCCCCUCAGACCGCGCACAGACUCGCCCGACAGCCUGGUCAAUGGGAACCACCCGCCGGGCCCUGCGGAGUGGAAACCGGCCCCGCCCAGGUCCCGCCCUGAGCACAGCACCCUCGUCAGCUCCAUCGAGAAGGACCUGCAGGACAUUAUGGACUCACUAGCGAUGGACGAGCCCCAGCCCUCCACCUCUGAGCCACAGAGGGCGUCCCACGCGCCCAUCCCGCAGUCUCCGCUAUCCCCCGUGGUGAAUGGCGGGGGGCGCUGCCUGCUGUCCCCGCCCACCAGCCCGGGCGCCAUGUCGGUGGGCUCCAGCUACGAGAACGCGUCCCCGCCCUUCUCCCCUCUGUCCUCGCCAUCGGCCGCCAGCAGCGGCAGCUACACCAGCCCCUCCCCUGACCCCGCCCCCGCUCCUGGCUCCGCCUUGCCCCCCGUGCCCGUUCGCUCCUCCAGCUACAACUACAGCAGCCAGCCGCCGGUGCCGCAGCCACGCAGCCUGCUGUCCGGGGGGGCCAGGGUGCCCGACAGCCCACGGCUGCAGAGGAAGGCCCUGCUGGAGGCGCCAGCGAGCCCCACGCCGGCGCGGCGGGCGGGGCAGGAGGCCACGGGGGGGCGGGGCACGGACAGCCCCAGGGUGGCACAUGUGCUGCCCUCGCUCUCGGUGUCCGCAGCCCCGGGCGAUGCCCUGCCCCUUGGCCGGUCCGCUGUCCCCAGCAGCCCCAGGAUGACCCCCAAAUUCCCCCCCGCAUCCCCCGCGCCCUCCAGCCCCAGGACUAAAGCGGGGUCCCUGCAGGAGCGGCCGCGGAGCCCCUUCCGGGAGGCGGGGCCUGUGGACCGCGGCCUGACCGCCAGCCCCUCCCGCCAGCUGUGCCAGCCCCCCCUGGACCCCGUGGUUCACAUCGUGCCCCCCCCACAGCCGCAUCCUCGCAGCCUGCAGCCGCCGGAGAGCCCGCGGCUGGGGAGGCGAGCGCUGGAGCCGGGCAGCAUGCGCGAGCUGCCCCCCCUCAGCCCCUCCAUGUCCCGCCGGGGGGUUCCUGUCCUGCCAGGGGCGCUGCCUGGCACCUCCCCUGCCUCCCGCACCCCCGACAGCCCCUCCGCCAAGCUGGUGCCCGACAGCCCCCGGCUGCGGCGCAAAGCGGGGUCCCCACCUGAGGAGCCAUUCGGCAGCCGGGGGGUGCGUGCACGCAGCCCCUCCCCCACCGGCCUGCUGCUGGAGCCCGGCGCCGGCCGCAAGAACAGCUACGGAAACGCCCUGUCGCCCGCCUUCAGCCUGGGCUCGCUGCCCAGCUCACCCCUUUCCAGCCCGCGCGGGCACAGGAAGAUGUCGGGGGGUCACAGGGAGCUCCGCCCCACCCACCCCGGCAUGCGGGAACGCAAGAACAGCAUCACCGAGAUCAGCGACAACGAGGACGAGCUGCUCGAAUACCACCGGCACCAGAGAGAGGAGCGACUGCGAGAACAGCAGAUGGAGAAACUGGAGCGGCAGAGACUAGAGAGCAUCCUCAGCCUGUGCGCCGAGUACAACAAGGGGGACGCGGCCGGGGGCGACCCGCCAGCAGGGGGCGACCCGCCAGCAGGGGGCGGUGUGAGGACAGCCUUCCCCGGGAUGGGACCCGGAGAGGGCACCAGCAGGAGGCCGUCGGGGGACAUCGGGGGCACGGUGUCACUGCGGGGGGGGCAGAGACAGAGGGAGAACGAGGAGGACAACCUGAAGGAGGAGUCGAGCAGCACGGAGAGCACACAGCAGGAGUGUGAGGACUCCUCAACGUUGGGCGGCACCAGGCGGUUGGAGCUGGGCUACCUGGAGGAGGAGCGGGUCAGAGUUCUGGCCCGAGUGGAUGAGCUGAAAACCCGAAUCACAGAGCUGGAGCAGCAGCUGCAGGAAUCCAAGCAGGAGGCGGAGAUGGAGCGGGCGUUGCUGCAGGGCGAGCGGGAGGCGGAGCUGGAGCAGAUGGAGGCGGAGUCUGACAUCAUCACACAGCUGCAGCGCAAGCUGAAUGAGCUGGAGAGUGCCAUCCAGAGGGAGAAGGACAAGGAAAGGGCAAAUGUUGAAGCAGAGCGGGAGGCCCUGGACAGGCUCCAGGACGGAUACAAUGAGCUGAGGAGCCAGCUUCAUAACUGCCCCGAGUCAUUGAGGGAGCAGUUACAGGAUCAACUCAAAAGGGAGGCCGAGGUGCUGGAGUGCGAGACCAAACGGUUCGAGGACCUGGAGUUCCAGCAGCUGGAGAAGGAGAGCAGCCUGGAGGAGGAGAGAGAGACCAUCAGCCAGCAGCUUCUGCAGGAGAGAGCAGAGUACCACAGCAGCCUGGCCAAGAGGAAGGAGAAAGUGGCGGCGCUGGAGAGUCAGGCCAAUCAGCUGGGUGUGCAGGCGGCCCAGGAGUGCGAGCGUCUGGCUAAAGACCGAAACCUCACCCUGCAGCUGCUCCAUAAGGAGAAGGAGAGGCUGUCUGCUCUGGAGAAGCGGUACCUCAGCCUUACUGGAGGGAGGGGCUUCCCCAAGAGCUCCAGCACCAUGAAAGAGGAAGUGCUUCAUAUCAGCGAGGCUGACCUGUUAGAGGAAGCGCGCCAGUUCCCCCGCAGCCGGCCGGCUGCGUCUCUUUUACAGACCUCCCAAACGUAUCCCAGCAGGCCUCAGCAGGAGUACUUGAAGCUCUCUGAUGUCUAUAAGAUGUAUGGGAGUGGUUGCCAUGAGACCCAAAUCGCCACCUCCACCCAGCACUGCGCCCCGCUUGCCAUAGCCCCAGCUCUCCCCAGCGAGGAGUACGUCACUGUCGGCCAAUUAAACCAGAUCUUCGGGAUGCCGAAGGUCGAGUCCUCCCCCACCUCUCCUGUCCAAUCAUUCCAGUCUGCCAUUGCAGACUCCGCCUACUCCUGCCACACCCCUCCACAUGGCUCCACCCUUUCUCUCUCUGUUGAGGCUGACUGGAGCAGGCCUCAGAUCCCCGCUCUGGAUUUAGAGCGGUGGUACCAGGAGGUGAUGGCUGCUGGGGAGGCCAGCCAGCUCUGCCCCCCACCUCUCCCAGCUAAAACUCUCUCAGCACGCAGGCCGGGGCAGGUGUACCGUUCCAAACUGGACAGUGAUGGGGGCCAGCCUGCCCUGCUGCCCAAAGCCAGCGCGGGGUUAACACCGCAGUACUGUGCAGCAACACUAGGGCGCAGCACUCCCACCAAGAGCGCCAUGAUGGUUCCCAGCAGCACAGGCAGCCUCCCGCGGAACCUGGCUGCCACACUGCAGGACAUUGAGACCAAGAGGCAGCUGGCCUUACAGCAGAAAGAGUCCUUGCCUUCCACGCCUGAGUCUUCCUCCACCAGCGACAAUCUUACAGGCCACCAGGUGAUUGAGGAGCAGAGGCGCCGUCUGGCGGAGCUGAAGCAGAAGGCUGCAGUGGAGGCGCAGUGCCAGUGGGAGGCGCUACACGGCUCUCAGAACCAGCUCAACAUCCCCUUCUCGCUGGCGGGACCUCCCAUGGUGCACCACUCCAUCCUUCACCACCAGCCGCCCCCUGCAGGCGAGCGGGCGUACGACACACUGAGCCUGGAGAGCUCUGACAGCAUGGACACCAGCGUUUCCACCGGCAACAACUCUGCCUGCUCCCCUGACAACAUGUCCAGUGCCAGCGUCAUGGAUGCCCUGAAGAUCGAGGAGAUGGAGAGGAUGUUGAAGGAGGCCCAGCUGGAGAAGGCCAAACUGAUGGAGAGCCGGGAGCGGGAGAGCGUGGCGAGGAGGCAGAUGCUGGAGGAGGAGAGGAGGAGGCGCGAGGAGGCUGAGAAACGGCUGCAGGACGAGACGGUGCACCGGCAGCAGCUGGUAGAGAAGGAGGUGAAGAUGAGAGCCAAGAACUUCUCCCAGGCUCGGCCCAUGACGCGGUACCUGCCCAUCCGCAAGGAGGAGUUCGACCUGCGCUCCCACAUCGAGUCGUCCGGCCACAACGUGGAGACCUGCUACCACGUGAUCCUCACCGAGAAGAUGUGCAAGGGCUACCUGGUCAAGAUGGGCGGCAAGAUCAAGUCUUGGAAGAAGCGCUGGUUUGUGUUUGACCGCCUCAAGAGGACCUUCUCCUAUUACGUAGACAAACACGAGACCAAGCUGAAGGGUGUGAUCUACUUCCAGGCCAUUGAGGAGGUGUACUACGACCACCUGCGCAGUGCCACCAAGAAAGGACUCUUCAGCCUGAGUUUAGCCAGUCACAUCUCAGAGCUGCUGCCUUCUCAGUUUCGGAGAGAGAGCCCCAACCCGUCGCUGACCUUCUGUGUGAAGACGCACGACCGGCUGUACUACAUGGUGGCCCCAGCUCCUGAGGCCAUGCGCAUCUGGAUGGAUGUGAUUGUCACAGGGGCAGAGGGAUACACGCAGUUCAUGAACUGAGAGGCGAAGGCCUUGUGCUCGGACAGCCAAUAAGAAAGCGUUUUGGCAGGGAGCCUCACACCUGUUGCCCCGCCCCAGCCGUGGGGAAGCCUUUUUUAUUGUUACUUUUAUCUCUUUUUUUUUAAACUAAUACCUUCACAUUCGAUUACUUACUUUCUCUUCACCAGUUUUCUACUUGCUUUUGCAUGGAUCAAAAAGGGAGUUCUGGAAGACAGAAAAAAAAAUGAAACCAAAAGCUGUAACUCUCCGCGUUGUGGCUACAGAGCAAGGCCUUGCUUUUAUUGACAAUGGAAAGAUUGUUUUUGGUAACAGUCCCUUGUGACAACGACCCAUUUUUGUGUACUGGUAACUGGUGUUUUUUGAAGUUUGAUGUAACUGAAUUAUUUAAACUUCAGUUCUUUUGACUUGUGUCAGAUGGGAUGACAUCACAAUGACAUCAAGCCAAUCAGCUUGUUUUCAGACAGACCCUGUUGAUGCGGGACUGAAGGACAGGAAGUUAGCGCCCGCCUUUUUUCAGGUCCUGGUUGGUAUACUUGGUAUACAGUACUGUACAUCAGUCUGCAGGAUUUGUAUAGCAUUUUUAAUACAUACAAAAUUACCGUUUUUACUGGAAAACCAACCAAUUGAAGCAUUCCUGUGUAGCUGAAACCAGGACUGUUGACCCACCAAAGCUCUGACACCAGCUCAGGAACCAGGCUAUCUUCCCUGUCUUUUUUUGUUGUUUGUUUUCAAAAUGUCACCGUUAGAAAAGUGCUGAAUCGGAUUUCACUGUGUUUGUCUGGGAAUGUUGCCAACGAACCAUAUAAGGUGCAUAAAUACACACACACACACACACAGUCACACGUUCACACACGCAUGCAAGCACACAAACACACACACGCAUGCACACACACUCACACACAUACACAUGUGCAAACAAGGUCUGUGUGCCAAGUCCUGAUAUUUAGACCUUAAAAGCGAGAAGCAGAAUCAGCCAUCAGUCACUGCCAGCCUACAGCGAGCGCUAAGCCUGAAUCAGACUUCACACGCUAGUGCUGGACAUAACUGGAACAAUGCAAUUCACUCUCUGAAAGAAUCUGUGCCUUGAUAUGCGUUCAUCACUCCAGGUAUUUGACUGUAAAGCUUGCAGGAAGCGAGCUGAUACUAUGUGCGUCUAUCAUUUCAUUUUUAAUCAUGUGGAUUUCAGUGACAUUUGCACAAGGCCUUGGGGAGUUAAAGGUAUUCUGACUGCUGAAUCACAGUGCAAUAUUGGAGCACAUGGACAGGACCCUUGGUGGACUUCAAGGAUUUGGGCUUUAAUAGAUUUUAGAGAAAUGUGCAUUAAAAGAUGACUAGCGAAAAUAUGUGCUAGUAUUUCCAGCGAGUGUGAGGAAGAAACAGCCCUGCAGGACCGCUGGAGAGCUGUGCGUUCAAAGCCAGCUGCUUCGCCUCAUCUUUCGGGGAACACCAGGCUGAGUUUGGCUUAUUGUAACAGUUAUUUUAGUACAUGUGCAUUAAGAAUUAGUUGUAUGUCUCCCAGAAGAAAUACAAAUGUCUAAUUGGCUUGAUAGCCCAAGAUGUAACUAAUAAUGGUAUCUCUGAUGGGGGAAGACUGAGGAUAAUGUCUGAUUUAUCAGCAGUUCUGCUGUGUUUUCUCAGAAUGAAUGCAGGCAUGUUUGGCUUUUGUAGAGGUGCUGUCACUGUAUCAGGCUGUGAAGUGGUUCAUACCGCAGGUUUGGAAUGAACAGUUUAGCAGAAGCAGGAUGGCUGUGAGAGUCAGGAACAUGGCAUCAAUGAUACUGCGGUUCUUUCUGUGCAUUUAUAAGGCCGCAAUACAGUUCAUAUGUCAGAGUACUUCUUCACAUUGGUAGUAUUGUGCUAAAUGUAUGUUCAUCAUUUAGUGUCCAGCAUCUCACCACCUUUCAGCCAAUGGGGAGAUGUUCCCUCAGGUCUCCCUGGUCACACCCUCCCUGAAUGACACACUCCAAACUACUCUGUCCCCUUUUGUCACCACCAUCACCACACACACACAUACGCGCACACACACACACACGCACACACGUACACACACAC